Cyphellophora europaea CBS 101466 is the source of this 984-nucleotide messenger RNA. RefSeq lists its product as uncharacterized. The record is from RefSeq and is a predicted model, not a curated record. NCBI's taxonomy places the organism in Eukaryota, Fungi, Ascomycota, Eurotiomycetes, Chaetothyriales, Cyphellophoraceae. The transcript has a single exon. The coding region runs from base 1 to 984 and encodes 327 amino acids.
AUGUCCAGAAUGCAUCCUUCUCCUACAACACAACUACCGCCACCACCCUACGAGUGCAAGAACGACCACGACCAACCAUGCAUACCUCCUGUAGAGGGAGGUGAAGAUGCCCAAGAAGUAUUGGAAAGCCUGCAAUGGAUCCCCUCGACGCCCUAUCAACCUUUCCGAUCUCCUCUACCACGACUGGUAGCCGUCCCUCAGAUCCAGCCCAACAGCCUCAUCUCUGGCCCCAUGCCCUUCCUUCGCGCGUACGCACCAGCCCUCGCCCCCUACGACAUUACUCCCGAGACCUUCACCGCCUUCAUAGACGGCCUCGCUGUCGCACAAGCCCCGGCUCCCCCCAUGCAAGCCGUCCAACUCGUCGGCAUCGGCCUAGGCUUCGUGCCAUACCAUUGGGCCCAGCUCGCCAGCGCGGGCGUCGGCCUGGCCGCCGAUGCCGGCACCGCCGCCGUCUCAGCCACCCGCACGAAACUAUAUCUCGAGGAGACCAAUGCGCGCUUAUUCCAGCCCCGCGGCCUCAAAGUGCGCAUCGUGGGUGAGGAGGAGCUACAGCAGCUGCUGCAUCUGCCGACGCGCGCGCCGCUACUCGCCCCAAUCGAUACCGACACCGACUGCCUCACGCUCGCGGACCGCCGCUUGGCGGCGCUGCGGCAGUAUCUGAGUCCGCUGACGCUGGACGUGCCGCCGCCAGUGGCAUCGAAGAAUGUGAUUGAUAGGUUGAGCGGGAAGCAGGUGCAGAUGAGGUUGAGGAAGAAUCGGAAGAGAGCCGAGGAAGCCAGUGUGAAGGCCCAGGCCAAGGAGGAAAAGCGUGACAAGGGGGCAAAGAAGGACGAGGAGGACGAAGAGUGCGAGAGGAAGCGGGCGAAGCGCGAGAGGAAAGGGGCGAAGCGUGAAAGGAAGGAGGAGAAGCACGAAAGGAAGGAGGCUGAGAAAGAGUUGAAGGGCGUGGGAAAGUUGAAGUGGAUUGUGGUUGAGUCCCUAUGA